This is a messenger RNA of Arachis duranensis, 1009 nucleotides long. Its product is annotated as leucine-rich repeat protein 2. The transcript is spliced from 7 exons. NCBI's taxonomy places the organism in Eukaryota, Viridiplantae, Streptophyta, Magnoliopsida, Fabales, Fabaceae. The record is from RefSeq and is a predicted model, not a curated record. The coding region runs from base 121 to 762 and encodes 213 amino acids. Gene Ontology annotation, molecular function: protein binding.
UCUCCAUUUCCAUUUUGACUCUGACUUGUCCACUUUCUCCCUUCUUUAACUUUUGAUUCACUCUUUCGCUCUUUCCAUUCUCACGGAUUUGCUCAUACAGGAACACAAGAGCGAAAAACCAUGGCAUCCUUCACUCCCUUCUCACUAUUAUUUCUGCUGCUUCUCCAAAAUCCCUUCCUAUCUCUCUCAUCCAACUCCGAAGGGAAUGCACUGCAUGCUCUGAGAAGCAGGCUUUCUGACCCAAACAACGUGCUUCAGAGCUGGGACCCAACCCUGGUUAAUCCCUGUACUUGGUUCCAUGUUACCUGUGACUCCAACAAUCACGUUAUUCGCUUAGACUUGGGCAAUUCUAACAUUUCUGGAACUCUGGGCCCAGAACUUGGCCAGUUACACCAUCUCCAGUACCUGGAACUCUAUAGGAAUGAAUUAUCAGGAAAGAUUCCUGAGGAACUUGGCAAGUUGAAGAAACUUAUUAGCAUGGAUUUGUAUGGUAACAAAUUGGAGGGGAGAAUCCCAAAGUCAUUUGGCAAGUUGAAGUCACUUAAAUUCCUGCGGCUAAAUGAUAACAAGUUGUCAGGAACAAUACCAAGAGAACUCACUCAUCUUAAGAAUCUCAAAAUCUUUGAUGUCUCUAAUAACGACCUCUGUGGAACAAUACCAGUAGAUGGCAACUUCGGAUCUUUCCCAAUGGAAAGCUUUGAGAACAACAGACUUAAUGGUCCUGAGCUGAAAGGACUAGUUCCCUAUGAUUUUGGAUGCUGAAGCAAGAUAGAAUUGGCAAACCCUCAUCAUAAACUGCAAUUUUCAAUCUUCAAUGAGAGGCUAACUAUCAGAAAUAUAUGCUUGACCAGAGAAUGUAUCAAAGAAUGUCGUAGUUGCAUGUUGAACUUUAUAUCUAAUUGGAUGAUUGUACCACUGUCUCUAGUUGCAACUAUCAUAGCAUAGUUUUAUGCCAAGAAUGUUAUAAAAAAAAAUCAACAUAGUAAAUUGUUUUAUUCCCCCAAUUUUA